Molecule: messenger RNA, 6758 nt
Organism: Hibiscus syriacus
Lineage: Eukaryota; Viridiplantae; Streptophyta; Magnoliopsida; Malvales; Malvaceae
Exons: 39
Coding region: 145-6651 (2168 amino acids)
Biological process (GO): maturation of SSU-rRNA from tricistronic rRNA transcript (SSU-rRNA, 5.8S rRNA, LSU-rRNA); positive regulation of transcription by RNA polymerase I
Cellular component (GO): small-subunit processome; 90S preribosome; t-UTP complex
Molecular function (GO): snoRNA binding
Source: RefSeq, a predicted model, not a curated record
AAAGCGGUUAAGCUUAAACCCCAGUGCGGCGCUUUAGGGUUUUGAUUGAGGCUUUAAGCUGACUUCUGCUGGGUAGCCGUUCCUCUCUUUUGAUUUCCAAAAAUCACAUAUCUCUUUCUUCUCUCUUGAUUUUUGAAGAACAGAAUGGCGAGCUCGAUAGCUUCGCAGUUACAGGCGAUUAAAUCGUUUAUUCAAACCGACAAUGAACCUCAGAAGCGACCUUUCACACGCCCUUCCGUUUUGUUCAACCCUAAAGAGGCUGCCGACAUCGAUAUCGACACCAUUCUAAACAUUGGAUUGUCAGGGCUAGAGAUUAUAGUAGGCGUCGACGAAAGGUUUAGAAAAUACAAGAAUGAUUUGUUCAGUCUCAAGAGUAAAGAAUUGGAUAGAGAAUUGAUGGGGGUGGAUGAUAAUAACCGACUUAAUUCCUCGAUAAGUUUGUAUUUGAGGUUACUAUCCGGACAUCUCCAGCUUCCGGCGUCUCUUAAAACACUUGAGUACUUGAUACGUCAAUACAAGAUUCAUGUUUACAACAUUGAGGAUUUGGUUUUAUGCGUGCUUCCAUACCAUGACACACAUGCUUUUGUUCGUAUAGUUCAGUUAAUCAACACAGGGAAUAGUAGAUGGAAGUUUUUGGAUGGUGUUAAAGCAUCUGGUGCACCACCUCCUAGGUCUGUGAUUGUGCAACAAUGCAUUCGGGAUAUGGGAGUUUUGGAGGCCUUGUGCAACUAUGCAUCUCCAACAAAGAAAUUUCAGGCAUCAAGACCGGUGGCUAGCUUUUGCACUGCAGUUAUUGUUGAAGUUUUGGGUUGUGUUGCAACUAUUGACAGUGACAUUGUGAAGAGAAUCCAUCCAUUUGUAGCUUCUGGUCUUCAAACUGGUACAAAAGGAGUUUCUGAUCACAAGGCUGGUGCUUUGAUGAUUGCUGGGUUACUAGCAAAUAAAGUGGAAUUGUCUCCCAAGCUUGUGAAUAGUUUGAUUCGAACAGUCACUGAGGUUGCUAGGGAAGAUGUAAAGGAGUCUACUGAUUUGCAAUGGUUUCGGUUGUCCCUUAUGGCUUUGAUAAAUCUUGUUCAGUCACAGUCUGUUGACAUAUUCCCAAAGAAGGCCUUGGAAAUUUUGAGGGAUAUCAGGGAUAUUGGCACGGUUCUUCUGGAACUAUCUCAAGAGUUUAAUAUUGAUAGAUUCCUUGCCAUACUGUUGGAAGCUCUGAUUGAUCAAAGUUCUUAUGAUGACUCAUAUCAUCCUGCUUUAAUAUCAGUAAUAGAAACAGUUCCUUUGAGGAAUUUAGUGGAUCAUAUUGUCCCAAAGAUUCUACUAACAUGCAUGAAAUUAUCUGAGGGUGGUGGCAAAUUGGCAACUUUUGAAUCAGUAACCUGGGCCAAGAAUGUUUUAGCCGCUAUCAAUAAGAAUUAUCCAUCACAUUUUCAAGUUUCUGUUCGCAAGUUCCUAAAGGAUGCCAAAGUACAAUCCAAGAAAGAAGACACUGUUUGUGAGUUAUUGAGUAAAAUUUUGGACGGGAAUUUGGAUUUAUCUUCAGCCUUUUCAGAGUCCAAAAUAUGGUUUGCAUCACACCAUCCUAAGCCCGAGGUUCGACGUGCUAUAUUUUCAGGGCUUGACCGAUCUGCUAUUCUUAAAAUAAAGUCUCUUGAUGCACAGAAGUUCAUGGUUAUUAGUGAUGCCAUACUGUGCCAGCUUCGUGAUGAUGAUUUAACUGUGGUUCAAGCUGCUCUGUCUGUGGAUGGAUUGACUGAAAUAAUAAGUCCUUCAGAUCUUCUCGAAGCAUUACGUGAUGUGCUUAAGAGAUGUCUAAGUUUUCUGAUAUCAGGAUCAUCAGUCAACUCUACUUUGUCUUGUGAUGUUGCUGUUUCAUUCCUAGAGAUUGCCGUGUUCAGCUUCCAUGAUCAAAUAGAUUAUUUGAAAGAAGUUGCUUCCAUGAUAUUCUCAUUACUACUUAUUCUGCCUGAGACUCAUAGGUUGAGCUUAAGGGUUUUGGAUUUAGCCAAGAAAAUAAAUUGGCCAUUUUUCCAGACUCUUGCAGCUGCAUCUGGGAAGGAAGUGUUGCAGAAGUUGCUCUCUGGAUCAUCAGUUGAUGCGGAGGCUGUCGGCAGAUUUGAAAGAAAAAUGCAGAAGCGUGGAAGUGUGUGUACAGUUAAUAUGGAAAUUAUUAGAAGUUUAUCGGAGGAGUUCUUGGUGCAACCUAAUGAGUAUAUGCCCUGGCUUAUCAGAAGUUGCAAUAGCUUUAAAUCUUCAAAGACUCUUCUCUUUUUGGUUCUGAUGCAGUCAUUUUCUAUGUCGAUAAAGAUAGGUGGAAAUUUUUUGGUACUCUUCGAUGCUUGCUUUCCAGUUCUGAAGUCCGAGUGGGAAGCUAUUGGCUCUAUUGUUGGGAUUUCUCUACAAGAGUUCAAUGAAGAGAUGCUUGAUUGGGAUUGCAGAAAGUUCCUAGAUCAGCUAUUUGAUGUUGAUAUUGAUACUCUAAAUAAAAAUAUUCUUACAUGCGUAUUUUGGAGGUUACUUGAUUCAGCAGUAGAUGCUGAAGUCUUUUUGGAUGAUAGUGAGGAAUGCAUAGCCCGAGUUCAGGAUUUCUUCAUCUUUGUGUCAGGUUCUAGUUUGAAGAAUGCAUUCAAGAAACACCUCCAACAACUUGUUGAGAAGCAUCUACAUGACUUUCUUAGAAAAUGCAAAGUUUCACCAGUUCGAUUUCUGUCUAGUUUUUAUACAGCCGAAGAAGUUCCUGCAGCAGUUCAAGUAGAGAGCCUCCAUUGUUUCUCAUUUCUUUGUUCUCAGCUAAAUGAUAGACUACCAUUUGAACUUUUGGCUGAAUUUCCCUCACUUCUUCUUCCACUCACCAGCAACACUCAGGCUACUAGGAUUGCUGCCAUGGACUGUGUUGAAAAGCUUUAUAAAUUGUGGUGUCGAGUGGACUUCUCCAGUAAGAAAAAUGGGAACACUGCAAUUUGGAGCCAUUUUCUUGAUGAACUUUUGGGCUUGAUGGUCCAACAAAAGAGGCUCAUACUGUCAGACAAAAAUUUUCUCCCUUCUUUUUUAACAUGUUUGCUUACCUCGUCUUCUGAGAGCAUUGAGCAGAGAUUUAAUCAAUCUACCAAGGAGAAGAUUCUUGCUUUCAUAUUGAGCACUGCUCUAAAUCAUCCCGAAUCUGGAAAGCUGAAGGUUUUAUCAUUGCUCCAAGGAUUAGGCAAUGUGAUUCUUCAUGUUAAAGAGGUUGAGUCAUUAUUGUCUCUGCUUCUUAGAAAGCGAAGCCAAUGCUAUUUUAACCAAGAAAACUCAUCACACAAAUUUUCAGAAACUGAAAUUAGAAUCCUGUGCUUGCUUUUGGAGAUGUGUUUUAUGCCCUCAGCAUCUCCCAGUGGACAGUUUUCUGAACAUGUAUUCAAGGCAUUGCAAUUGGAUUCUAAGUCUCCAGAAGACCCUGCCAUUGUAGAACCCUGUGUUACUAUUUUACGGAAGCUCAACAGUCAAUUCUACAGUGGCUUGACAAAUGAGGCAAAGGGUCAUAUGUUCCGACAACUAGUACUUUUGUUUCGCAACAAUAAUGGUGAUAUUCAGAGUGCAGCCAGAGAUGCAUUGCUGCGUUUAACUAUUGCUUCAUCUACAGUAGGUGAGAUGCUUGAUCUUGUGUUGAAGGAGGAUACACUCGUAAUUGUCUCUGCUCAUGGAAAGAAGAAAAAGAAAUCAGCUGCGAAUCCAAAGUCUGGUUAUGAUUUAGUUUCUACUGGAGAACAAACUGUCUAUUUUCUGUGCUCCCUUCUUGAUGUGUUGCUUCUGAAGAAAGAUAUAUCAAACAGGCAGUUUAUUGUUGGCCCCUUAUUUAAGCUUCUUGGGAAAGCUUUCUCUGAUGAAUGGAUACGUGAUGUUCCCACUCAAGAUGAAAGAUGGUUACAAACUUCUGGUGUUCCUCAGUUGAAGUCUACUGCAAUUUUCUACAUACAGCAAACAUUAUUGUUAGUUCUGGAUGAUAUUUUCAAUUCAUCCAUGAAUGAAAAUAGUCCCCUUAAGGAUGGCAUAGUAGAUGAAAUUGAUAUCAAACUGCUGGUUGAUUGUGCUAGCUUGACAAAGGAUGGAGCAACCCGUAAUCAUGUUUUUACACUGUUAUCCACAGUGGCUAAGUUAGUUCCUAAUAGAAUAUUGGAGCACAUAUUGGAUAUACUUACGGCUAUUGGAGAAUCAGCAGUCUCACAGAUUGAUAGCCAUUCUCAACAUGUAUUUGAAGAUCUUAUAUCUACUGUUGUUCCAUGUUGGCUGUCUAAGACCAACAAUACAGAAGAAUUGCUUCAGAUUUUCAUAAAUAUAUUGCCUGAAAUUACUGAGCAUAGGAGGCUGUCAAUUGUUUUGUUCCUAUUGAGGAUUCUUGGGGAGAGUGAUAAUUUGGCUUCAUUGCUUGUCCUCCUUUUCCGUUCAUUAGUUUCAAGAAAAGGACUAUCUUGCCUCACACAAACAUACACUUCAGAGAGUUUGUUGUAUUCUGCACACCGAGACUGGGAGUAUUCCUUUUCCAUACAAAUAUGUGGGCAGUACUCAUGCCUGAUUUGGCUUCCGUCUCUAUUAAAGGUUCUACAAUUAAUGAGAUCGGAUGAUCUCUCUCAAGAACUGUUUAUGCAAUUGGUGUUCACCAUGGAUUUUGUUUUACACAAAUUGCAAGACCCAGAAUUUGCGUUGAAGCUUGAAUCAAGGGAGAAUUCAGAUAGCAUCCAGAGAAAACUUGGAGAACUUGUAGAGCAGGUUGUCUUUCUCUUACAAGUUGUUGACAAUAGAAGAAAGAAAAUAGGCAUUUCAGUUACAAGUUGGAAAGAAUUUAAGGCAUGUGUGCAAGCCAUUUUGAAGACAAUUACAAUGAGUAUGAUGCCUAACACUUGCUUUGAAUACAUCACCAAAUUACUUGGCAAUGCAGAUAUCACUGUCCGAAAAAAGGCCCUUGAGAUAUUAUGUGAAACAGCGAAGGAGCAUGUCUCUGUUAAGUCAAAACGCAAGGAGAAAAGAGAACUGGAUCCAAAUUCAAAGAGCAAUGAGCUCCAUUUGGAUGAUAUUUCACUCAAAUCUUUUCAGAAGAUGUGUGCAGAAAUUGUUCUGAUAGUUGAUGGUUCUAUAGAUGAAUCAAAUGAUUCAUUGAAACUGGCUGCACUUUCAACACUGGAUAUUCUGGCACAGAGGUUUUCUUCUAAUCAUUCAGUCUUUGGCAUGUGCCUUGCAUCAGUUACAAAAGGAAUUAGUUCAGAAAAUAUGGCUGUCUCUUCCAGCUGCCUUAAAACAACUGGUACAUUGGUUAAUGUUCUUGGGCUAAAGGCACUGGCUGAGCUUCCUUGUAUGAUGGAAAAUGUUAUAAAGAAGUCCCGUGAAAUUUCUGAGGGUUCUAAUUUAAAAAGCGGAAUUGCUGAAUGUACUUCCAUUUUGCUCUCUAUUCUUGUCACUUUGGAGGCGGUUGUUGAGAAGCUUGGUGGAUUUUUAAACCCAUAUCUUGGAGAUCUCAUAGAACUCAUGGUACUUCAUCCUGCGUAUGUGUCGGCAUCAGAUCUAAAGCUGAAAACAAGAGCUGAUUUAGUGCGAAAGCUCCUGACUGAUAAAAUCCCUGUUCGACUUACUCUUCAGCCUUUGCUAAAGAUAUACUCGGGUGCUGUUAAAUCUGGAGACUCAAGCUUGGUGAUUGCUUUCCAAAUGUUAGCAGACCUAGUUAGUAAAAUGGACAGGCCAACUGUUAGUGGUUCCUAUGCAAAGAUUUUUGACCAGUGCAUGAUUGGUCUUGAUCUUCGUAGGCGGCAGCCUGUUACAAUUCAAACUAUCAAUGUUGUUGAAAAAAGUGUCAUCGAUGCAAUAGUAUCACUUACAAUGAAACUUACCGAGAAUAUGUUUAAACCUCUUUUUGCCAAGAGUGUUGAGUGGGCUGAGGCAGAGUUUCAAGAUGUUGCUGGUAGUGGAACCGGUAAUAUUGAUAGGGCUAUAUCAUUCUAUAGCCUGGUUAAUAAACUUUUGGAGAAUCAUAGGUCUCUGUUUGUCCCCUACUUCAAGUACUUGGUCAAGGGUUGUGUACAGUUGCUUAGUGAUUCUGCAGAUUUUACAUCUUCUAGUUUAGUUCGGAAGAAAAAGAAAGCCAAGGUCCAGGGGGAUGGGAAUCUCGGAAACAGCAUCUUGUCACAUAAAAGCUGGCAUCUUAGGGCGCUGAUCUUAUCAUCACUACAUAAAUGUUUUCUCCAUGACACUGGAAGGCAGAAAUUUCUGGACUCAUCAAAUUUUCAGGUUUUAUUGAAACCCGUUGUUUCUCAGCUUAUCAUAGAGCCACCGACUUCUAUCGAAGAGCAUCCAGAUGCACCGUCUGUGAAGGAAGUAGAUGACUUGUUAGUUAUUUGUAUAGGUCAGAUGGCCGUCACUGCUGGAACUGACCUACUAUGGAAGCCUCUGAACCACGAGGUGUUGAUGCAAACGCGGAGCGAGAAGAUACGUGCUCGAGUGUUGGGGUUGAGAAUAGUGAAACAAUUUCUGGAUAAUUUAAAAGAAGAAUACUUGGUGCUGCUGCCGGAGACCAUCCCGUUCCUGGGUGAAUUGCUGGAGGAUAUGGAGCUGCCUGUGAAAUCGUUGGCUCAAGACAUUGUGAAGGAGAUGGAGAGCAUGAGUGGCGAAAGCCUUGGUGAAUACCUCUGAAGACAUCCAGAGGCUUAAGGCUAAAUUUUUGUAGGAUAAAUACCCACUCUUAACUAACUUGUUUUAAUGAUUUAGCUGCCCUUUUGCUCGUACCGGGUAUGAAUAAU